Messenger RNA from Fusarium fujikuroi IMI 58289, 1143 nucleotides. RefSeq lists its product as uncharacterized. Lineage: Eukaryota; Fungi; Ascomycota; Sordariomycetes; Hypocreales; Nectriaceae. The record is from RefSeq and is a predicted model, not a curated record. The coding region runs from base 1 to 1143 and encodes 380 amino acids. The transcript has a single exon.
AUGGCAGUUCCCAUAUGUUACCGUUGUCGUGUCCGAUCACUUGAAUGCCUUUAUCCACGUCCCUCGACACGACGAACCCUAGCGCGAAGUUCAAAAGCUCUUCCUCAAGAAAUCGCAGGAACCACAGUGGACGAAUCUCAAACAGAGUCACAAAGUGCGAGUAUUGCAUCUGAUAUAACCUUCGAUGCUGAUAACCUCGCCUUGCCGCCUUUCCCAGACUAUGACUUGGAUUGGCAGGAAGCAAUGACAAAUCUCAAUGACUUCUUAGUACCUGACUUAUUGAAUCCGCACGACACGGCUGAGAAGAGUGUUUUGGCAGGCGAAAAAUACCAACGUCGUAUCGUAUACACCAUUGAGCGGUUCAAGUCAUACCCCAAGCAGUUGGUUCUUCACGGUCAGGUGCCUUUCAUUCAUAGAAGAGUUGUCGAAAAAUAUCUGCCCCCGCCAAUUACAAGAAUAUUUGCCAUUUGUGCGCUUUAUGAGAGAAAGUGUGAGACGAAUCAGCAGCUGAUUUACAGUACUAUUCAGCAAUAUGCUGAUGAGUUGAUUGACCUUACACAACUGGCCGACUCUGACGUCGAUUUAUUAUCUUCGGUUCAGGCAUUUAUUCUACUACAGAUAGUUCGCUUGCUGGAUGGAGACAUUCGGCAAAGAGCAAAUGCUGAGAAUGUGGAGACCUUCUUUGUCAGCAGCAUUCGGCGCCUACAACAGCGUAUGAAAAGUGUUGAAGACUCGACACAAAUCAUGAGCAGUCAAUUGAUGACGCCAGGUUCUGAUGCCUGGGAGGGCUGGUGUCUUGCUGAGAGCCUGAGACGCACUGUUAUAAUAGGAUACAGCCUGCAUGGGUUGUAUUCAUUCCUGAAGAACGGCUGGGACGAUGCUCACCAUGAAUUUCCGGUGCUAUCGUUUUUUGGUCAAAGGGCUCUUUGGUCCGCCACUUCGAGGUUUGAGUGGGAAUCUGCUGUUGGUAAAUGUCAAUCAUUGCCUAUACGCUUCGCUCAUUGGGAAACGGAUAUGGCCAUGGCGAAACCAGAAGAAAUGGACGAACUUGGUGUUAUUAUGAUGGCGCUUACCACUGGAAUAGACGAUUGUUGUCGUUGGGUUGGGGACAGGCUACUUGAACAAUUUGGUCUCAAGCCUUAA